Molecule: messenger RNA, 2309 nt
Organism: Columba livia (rock pigeon)
Lineage: Eukaryota; Metazoa; Chordata; Aves; Columbiformes; Columbidae
Gene: METTL2A
Product: methyltransferase 2A, tRNA N3-cytidine
Exons: 9
Coding region: 134-1252 (372 amino acids)
Molecular function (GO): tRNA (cytidine-N3)-methyltransferase activity
Source: RefSeq, a predicted model, not a curated record
GCCCGCCCGCCGCCAUCCCCAUCCCCUGAAGGAGCGGCUUCCCGCCACCGCCCCCACGUGACCGCCCAGCCCUGCCCUCUCUCGGGUCGCAGCGUCAGGCAGCGCUUCCGCUUCCGGCGGCCCUCGGCCCAGCAUGGCGGCGCCCAGGGAGGCUCCGGAGCGGCGGCUCUUCGGGAGGCGCUUCCUCACCGACCCCGCCCGCCUCUUCCAGCACAACGCCUGGGAUAACGUGGAGUGGUCGGAAGAGCAGGAGGCCAGUGCCAGGAGUAAAGUUCAAGAGAACAGCUCACAGCUCUUGCCGCCAGAUAAACAAGAGGACUAUGAGGUGAACGCAAAGAAGUACUGGGAUGACUUUUAUAAGAUCCACGAAAAUGGCUUCUUCAAGGACAGGCACUGGCUGUUCACCGAAUUCCCUGAGCUGGCUCCUAACAGGAACGCGAGUCAAAAUGGGGAUUGUGUGCGUGGAUUUAGUAACCGAGAACAAUCCAACCACGAAGGGCUGGGAAGCUGUGAAAACGGACAUUGUUCAUUGGAAACCAGGGCAGAGAAUCAGCUAAACCUGACCAAAGCCACACCUGAGAUCUGCGCAGGGGGGCCGGCUGCGCAGGAGUGUGAUGAGCUGAACCACAGCGACGGAGGUUACCCGGGGUCGUCUGCGGCUUAUCGGAUAUUAGAGGUUGGCUGUGGUGCUGGAAAUACAGUCUUCCCAAUUUUACAAACCAAUAAUGACCCGGGACUUUUUGUCUAUUGCUGUGAUUUUUCUACAACGGCCGUGGAUCUCGUCCAGAACAAUGCAGAAUUCGAUUCUUCUCGCUGCUUUGCGUUUGUCCACGACCUGUGCGAUGACCAGAGUCCUUUCCCGAUGCCGGAUGAGAGUCUCGACAUUGUUAUUCUUGUCUUUGUCCUCUCAGCAAUUCUGCCAGAGAAGAUGCAGCGCGUCGUUAACAGGCUGAGUCGCCUUCUGAGGCCGGGAGGAGUGGUGUUGUUACGGGAUUACGGCCGGUACGAUCUGGCCCAGCUUCGCUUUAAGAAAGGUCAAUGUCUGUCUGAUAACUUCUAUGUGAGAGGUGAUGGCACCAGAGUCUACUUCUUCACACAAGAUGAGUUACACGAGCUCUUCACAACAGCUGGGCUGCAGAAAAUCCAGAAUCUGGUUGAUCGGCGAUUGCAGGUGAACCGUGGGAAACAAAUGACGAUGUAUCGAGUAUGGAUCCAGUGCAAAUACCGCAAGCCCGCCGCCCCUCAGCUGUGAGGAGACGGGACACGCGUUUUAGGUUGGAGCCUCUUCCCGACCGUGUGCAGUGUCUCCUGCUGGCGAGAUGUGGUUCCACCGAGCCCAGCGCACGCAGGACCUCAGUGCCUUUCCAGUGCCUAGCAUUACUUCAAGUGAGUUUUGCUAAGGACAAAUGCUCUAAAAGGAGACCGAGCAGUAAUUUAGAUGUCUUGCUACUGGUCUGAGGUUUUUAAAAUUAUUUAUGGUUUUAGUGACUUAAGAAAUGGUCACGUUGUCCUACAGCAGCCGAGCAAGUUGAGUAGUGUGUCACUCAUACUCCGGAUUUCCACAUGAAACAGGAGAGCUUCGACCUUACCUCGUGUUGUGUGCUCUUGUCUGGGGAACAAAAACCAUAGAACUGGUAAAUCUGUUCUUUGCAGCUGGUCGCUAGGCCUCGUGGAUUCCCUCGCCAGCUUAUCUCGUGCAGCUCUCCUCGGGUUUGUGCACAUCCACACGUUAAAAUACUCCGAUCCAGCGCGUGAACUGAGAGCACGCUCGUUUCUCUGGGCCAGCUUCCCCAUGGCGCCCCGUGCUGUGGCAAAAGCAGCUUAUGCUGCCCGGCGUCGCUGUGCAGAAGAUGUUCGCCUCGGGAGCCGGCGCGCCGGAGCUCAGGUGCUGUAACUUCACAGUGGACGGGGUUCAGGCUUGCAAAGAUUGGGGGCUGAUACCAGUUUCGAGACACCUCCAGAGUGCAGAGAAGCACGAGCAGCUCGUGGGCCGGAGUUCGCACAGUGACGUGCUUUUUCUGCUCGAACGGUGAGAACCGCUCCCGCUGACCGCGGCGCCCACGAGCCGCGCUGCCCCGUCACGGCAGUGUGCCCCUCUCACCACGACAAGACACCCGACUUCGAUGAGAAAUCUCAAGAAUGUCUACCACUUUUGUUUAGUUUCUUAGAGGAAGCCGACGCUGUGGCUUUCCAAAGGUAUUUCCCCACCUUUGACAGCAAAUAUCUUUUAUCUCUGCCUGUUUUCUUUUGUUAUUUUUAGGGUGUGGUACAACAGGUAUCAGAAUAAAUUUUGCAGUAAUGCGUUUCAA